Gadus chalcogrammus (walleye pollock) is the source of this 4051-nucleotide messenger RNA. It is a transcript of the gene mag, whose product is annotated as myelin associated glycoprotein. The record is from RefSeq and is a predicted model, not a curated record. The coding region runs from base 216 to 2162 and encodes 648 amino acids. The transcript is spliced from 12 exons. Lineage: Eukaryota; Metazoa; Chordata; Actinopteri; Gadiformes; Gadidae.
AGAGAGAGAGAGAGAGAGAGAGACAACGGGUUGACACACAAACAGAGAGCGGUAGAGACCGGCUGAUCGAGCUUCCAUCAGACAGGAGUGGAUAAGGCCAACCGCUCGCGUGCCCGGGUGAGAUUUGUGGCUGUUGGGUGGAGUUGCUGAGACCCUACGUCACAGAGUUUGCUCCUACAGUGGUACCUGUUCCAGGUGUAGCAGGACCAGUCGCCAUGUGGUGCUUGGUUCCUCUUCUGCCGCUCCUGCUGGCCGUCCAAGACGCCCAUGCCCUCUGGAAGGUCUGGUUGCCGCGGGACAUCUCGGCCAUGACCAACUCCUGCGUUGUCAUCCCGUGUACCUUCAUGUUCCCCAACGGCGCCCGCACGCACCACGGCGUGAACAGCAUCUGGUACUUCGGCCAGCCGUACCCUCAGCUGUUCCCGCCCGUUGUCUUCAAGUCCCGCACGGACGUGGUGCACGAGAGCUACAAGGGUCGCACCAAGCUGCUGGGAGACCUCAAUCAGAGGAACUGCACUCUGCUCAUCAACAACUUGGGCACAGAGCAUUCUGGGAAAUAUUACUUCCGGGCGGACCUGGGCGGUGCCAAUAUUUACACGUACCCCGACUUCUCUGAACUCAAAGUACUCGAACAGCCCACCAUCGACGUACCGGAGGAGAUCCUGAGCGACGAGAACCUGGAGCUGACCUGCUACGCGCCGGACAACUGCCCGGAGAUGACCCCUGAGAUCCAGUGGCUGUUCACCGACUACCUCCCCGACCCGGAGUUCACCUCAGAGUACGCAGAGGAGAGCAAUACGGCCGUCCUCUCCAACACGCUGAGCUUCACCCCCAGACCCAUGCACAACGGGCAGCUGCUGGGCUGCCGGGUCUUCUACGCCAACACCACGCUGGCCUACGAGCGGCACAUCACCCUGGAUGUCAAGUAUGGCCCGCGCUCGGUGUGGGUGAACGUGUCGUCGGAGGUGAUGGAGGGGAGCUCGGUGACGCUGCACUGUGAGGUGGACAGCAACCCCGCAGCCCGGAUCUCCUGGAUGUUUGGGGACCAGGAGCUGCUGUGGGACACGGCCGCCAACGUCUCGCUGGCCCUGGACGACAUGAGCGCCGCCCAGGAGGGGGUGUACACCUGCGUGGGCGACAACGGCUACGGCGCCAUGAAUGCCUCGCUGUACCUCUCCAUCAAAUUCCCUCCCCGGGAGCCCGUGGUCAACAGCUCCCUGACGGUUCUGGAAGGUUCCACGCUGGCGCUCCACUGCAGCACCCAGGGGAGCCCGGCCCCCACCCUCACCUGGCUGAAGGACGGCGAGCUGGUGGGCACCAUCGUGGCCGACGAGCUGUCAGUGCUGGAGGUCUUCGAGGUGACCCCCCAGGGCGCCGGCCAGUACCGCUGCCUGGCCGAGAACGAGCACGGCCGGGCCAGCAGCUCCCUCAACGUCACCGUGGAGUACGGCCCCAUGCUGCUGGACGAGUCCAAGUGCACGGUGGUGCGGGAGGGCGUCCAGUGUGUGUGCAUGGCCGUGGGGAACCCCGAGCCCACCAUCGAGUUCCACCUGCCCGACCUGAACAUCACCAUCAACCAGACUGACAACCGCUACAACUACUACACCCACACGGACGGCCACACCUCCACCGCCAUGAUCAAGCUGAGGGAGAAGGGCGACCGCAACGGCGGCGCCGCCGUCAACGUGCACUGCAGCAUGAGCAACCUGUACGGCACCCACAGCGUGCUGCUGGAACUGCAGCAGGAGAAGAAGUACAUGAUGGCGGUGAUCGUGGGCACCAUCGGAGGAGUGGCGGUCAUAGCCUUCAUCAUCGCUGCGGUCCGAUACGUUGGCCACAACAAUAAGAAAGAGGAGGCCCCGGCCGGGACGGACCGGGUCCUAGACAACCCAGCUCUGUACUACAGCGCAGUCAAGAAGGACAAACAAAAUCUGAGGAAGAAAGUGCUUAAGACAGAGCUGUUGGGCUCAAAGUUUAACUCCAUUCUAGAGGAGACCACGGGAGAAGAGGGGAGUUAUGCACCUGUGGGCUCUAUGGCAAACCUGGAGAGGCAAGAGUUAAACUACGCCGCGCUCGAGUUCGGCGGGGCUCGCUCCCGGGAGGGCGGGGCCCGCAGGGCGGGAGACGACGGCAGCGACUACUCCGAGAUCAAAGCCAAAUGACUCGCCAUCCUUCCCUGAUCCCUCGGCAACGCCAGACACAGUGGCACAAAGUUCUCCCCCCCUCUCCCCGGGACGCGCCCCCUAUGGAUCCUCUGGUGCUGCUCGGUGGUCUCCGGUGGUUCCUUUGGUCCCUUCUGAUCUCCUUCCUGUUCGGGGCUCAUUGGAAACCCACCGAAUAUAUCGGAAACAUCAUUCGGCAAUAAGCAUCCAAAAGCAUGCGUAUUCCUUGCUACCGUUCGUUUGCAGUACAUUUUUUUUUUAUUUUAAGUACCGGAUCGACGUGUGUUGUUGCAACUGUUUUCUUCGGCAUGAAUCCUUCUGCCAGAUGCUGUUCUGCCGUUUGUCCGGGAUCACGUCAGCAUCCUGUUGUCCCCACAUGUCAAACUUAUUCUCUGAUCCUCCGUCCGUCUGUCGUCACUGUGUCGUCUGCCAAGGCAUCAGGGAAAGAGAUUCUGCCUCCUCAUCCUUCUGCUCUUGUUCCUUGCUUAGCAACGAGAGACAGGAUUGAUCUUCAGGAGUUACGUUUCUGUUUUUAUGUUUCAAACAUCUCUCCUAUUCAUCUCUCCGUCUCUCCCUAUCUCUGUCUCUGUCCAUCUACCUACCUAUCUCUAUCUCUUCUAUUUGUUUGUAACAUAUCUGUAUUUGUGUAAUUAUCUUCAUCUCCUGUCUUUGACAUACCAAGGAAUCUUCAAGGGUUAGUUAAGGAAUCUCUAAGAGUAAUUCUUUAAGAUGGGUUAGUUGACAAUCUUGAAGGGUUAGUUAACAAACACAUCUUUAAGGAUAAUUCUUCAGGUUUAAAUAACACAUCUUUAAAGGUCGUGCUUAAGGGUUUAUGUACACUCUUUAACCAUAGAGUUCUUCAUCACCCAACCGCUCUAUAGGGAAGAUGUUGUUUAAUAUGAUGAUAGUAAAAACAUUCUAAUUCCCACUGAGUUUUGUCAUAAAACCACAUUUUUAUGUUUCAUAUUCUCAUCAAGAUUCAGAACUAAGUACAUCUGUCUCCAGCCAAAGUCUAUCUCAUCAAGACAAUGUAUUCUGUGUGUGUGUGUGUUUGUGUGUUUUCUGUGUGUGUGCGUGUGUGUGUGUGUAUGUGUGUGCGUGUGUGUGUUUCUCUGUGUGCAUGUGCGUGCGAGUGUGUUGUUUCAUGCUGAAGGGCCACAAAAUUUGGCUGCAAGGAGUGUCUGUGGUUGUCAUGGUGAUGUUGUUCUGGUGUGAUGUCACAGCCCACUAAACGUCUAACUUGAUAGUGAUUACACUAAUGUUGUAUAAAUAACACGAAGCUUCAUUGUAGGCAGUAUGUACACACGUCGCAUGACUCUAUGCUAGCAGGUGUAAAUGGAGGUAAUUGAGAAAAUGAUGGGCUAUGCCACUGAGGAAAUGCAUUUUUUUUUUUCAGACACGAUUCAACGUGAAAUGCACGUUUAUGAAGUUCUACAUUAAGUCGCUCAUCAGCCUGUGUUGGUCCUAAGACUUAAGGCAUAUUGUUCUCUGAGAAUCUGCCAUCUACUCUGUACUAAAAGUUAGCCAAAUAUUCUCUGGUUAUUGGAGUUUGCUACCAAACUUGAUCAUAUAUAUUAUUCUUGUUAGACUACCACAAGAUCUGUGACCAUAGGAACCAGAGAGAGCAGAAUUACAGUAUGAAAAUCUUUAUUCCACGGUAAUGUUUUGUGAGUGUGUUGAUAUGCAACAUUUGUUCCUCCAAUACUUUGAAGUGCUGAUAAUGAUUAUUAUUUAGAAGGAGUUUCUAUUUCAUUGACACAUUAAUGGCCAGGAUGACUUUGUUGGAGCUGGUAGUACCCUAAAACACUUGCUUGCUCUCCUCACUUUCAUCUGUCACCGGUUUCAUGUCCAUGCAAAGAUAAAUAAAGGGAAGAAAAUAUGAAAAUGAU